AUGAAGAACAUCCUUAAGAAGGCCUCGGUGAGCUUCGGGGCCCUGGAUAGGUUCACCAAGAAGGCUGGGGAUAGGGCGCGGUGGAUGUUGAACGUGUUGCGAGCCUUGUUGUUCAGGAGCCGUCCGAAAGCGAGGUCGGCGAUGGCCCAGAGGCACGUCUUGGGUUUUAAGAGUCGUUGUAUCACUCCUGUCCAUUGCCAGGCCCCGGCAGUCUCGAGCUCCCAGGCUCCGAUGGAUCAGGACGCUUUGUUUGCUCUUAGCGCAGACUUGCAGAGCGCUGACGGCGCAGAGGAGCGCCCUGCCAUGGAGCAGGAUGCAGUGGAGGAGCAGCAGUUCCGGCCAACGGGGGAGGAUGCAGUGGAGCAGCAGGUCCUGCCGACGGGGGAGGAUGCAAUCCGGAUGGUUGAGAGGGUCGUCGCUGGCUUUCGGUUCGAGAUGGAUGAGGCCGAAUACAACGGCGGCACCACCAUUAUGCAGCUCUGCGAAGGCCAGAGCCUCAGGGCAGCGCUGCAAGCCUUGUUGACGGCUGGAGAAACCGCGGUGGCCGCGAUUGAUUCGCAUGAUGACAUGUACCGGGUGACCGGGUUCGAUGACGUCAAGAACGUUGUCUUCCUGGCUGGCGGCGGCGGGUCCGAGGAUCUCUCGGAGAUCUCCACCCUGUACUGGGACUGGGGGACGACGUGGGCCGCGGAGCAGGCCGGCUUCAGCGAUUCGGUUCUUCGUGAGUCCCGCCCCCUGGCGCAGGCCUCGGAGAUGGAGGAGCCCGAUGCCGCAGCUGAGCCGGCGACGGAGCAGGCCCAUGCGGCGGGGAAGCCGGGCGAUGAUGUCGCGGCGCCGGCCACGGAGCAGGUGGCAGCGGACCUCACCGAGGCGAUGGCUUCGGCUGACGAUGCGCAGGCCGCAGUGAGCGCUUGGGCGGAUGUGCAGAGCGCCGCCGCGCUCGGCGCCGAUGCUGUGGCCGAGCAGUUCUCGUCCUACAUGUGCCGGCGCUUCGACACUGACGCGCGCCGCGACGAGGAGCUGCGGGCGAUGAUGGACCGGGCGGGGACCGAGGACUGGAGGUGUGUUGCAGCUUGGUCGUUGCUCUGCUCGGCAGAUGGGGAGCUGGCGGUGCACCUGCAGCAGUUCUGCAACAGCAGGGCUCAAGGGUCGCGGACUGCUGCGCUGAUCCUCCAGCGCCUCAUGAAGGCAUCGGGCGCAAAGCAGUGGCAGAACAUCAGCCUCCACACGGAGAGCGAUGAGGGAGCGCGCCGAGGCAUUAAGCGCACUGCUGAGGAGGCGGAGAUCGUGGAGGGCCCGAAGGUCACGGAGGAGAUUGCGGAGGAGGCGAGCGUCGCGGAGGGCCCGAAGGUCCCGGAGGAGAUUGCGGAGGAGGCGAGCAGCGCGGAGGGCUCGAACAUGCCGGAGGAGAUUGCGAGCGUCGCGGAGCCCAUCGGUGAGGUCGGAGCAGGUGACGCCGUAGAUGAUGACGAGCGGGACGCCAAGGUCGAAGAGGCGAUGGAGUGCGAGCUGAGGGAGCACCGGAAGGCCAUCGAUGAGCUCCUGUCGUGUGCAGACUUCAUGAAGGACGAGCAGAUGGAAGAUGAUCACCUGGCGGAGGACGUGUCGACCUCGCCGACUGCCUUCGUCCUCUUCGACCACGUGAAUGCCACGGCGAUGAACCUUUUGGCCUGCAAGGAGCUGUCCAAGAUCCAUCGCUUGGGGCGCACGGGGCCAACGGUGGAGCGAGCCUUGGGCGACAUCCUGGUGCAGUGCAGCAAGAAUGUGCUUCCGGGAGGCGCCAGAACCUACAAGACCAUCUACCACGAGGAACGGCUGAUGGCUGAUCUCAAGGUCAAGGGCCGCCGUCACCCUGGCAAGCCAAGCAAGGACGAGGUCGCAGACUUGAGGCUGGUCGACCCCGGCGUGUGCUCCGGCCAUCUGGCGGCCUCCACCUUCGUCUUUCCUCGCUGGUUUCGGAACUUGUGCAGGGCGGGGCUGAAGGAUCACUACACGUUCGACCUGGCCAACGCCCACGUGUGCAUCCUCGCGGAGCGCCACGACAGCGAGUUCCUCCGGGAGUUCAUCUUGAAUCGCCAGGCGCGCCUGCAGUCCACUCACAGUGAGAGGUGGAUUGCCAAGCAGCUCUUCCUCCGCCUCCUCUACGGAGGCACAGUGCAGGCCUGGAAGAGGGCCCACGGCGUGGACACGAUGAGCUCCGAGGCCUUCUCCUACGCAGAGCGCUUCGCCGCGGAGGUUGAUAAGCUCCGGGACCUGGAUGUGGAGAGAAACAAGGAGCUGUGGGAGGCGCUGCGCUCGCUCUCCCCUCGCCCCGAAGACCUGUUGUCGUACGUGCUGAACACCAGGCGAGAGAGACAGCUGAUAGACCGCGCCGAGAUGAUGAUCAAGACCCAUGGCGGCACGGUUUUGGCGUACGAGCAUGAUGGGCUGUACUUGCACGUCCGAGCGGGGCGCAAGGCAGAGCUCAUGAGCGCCCUCGACAGCGGGCUCGACGGGUUCAAGUACACCUUGGAGCCCCAGCUGUCAGUGGAGGAGGCGUUCGAGGAGGCCCGGCGCGAGAUGGUCGAUGCAGGCGGUCACAGCAGUGAGACCCGGGCGCUCUUCAUGGCUGAGGAUCCGCAGUGGAGGGAGCAUCACAAGUUUGUGAUGACGGCGUUCAAGUCCCCGCGUGGCCAUCACGGGUUGUUCGCCCAGGUCGCGCUGCGCUCGCCGGCCGUGCACUCCCUGGUUCCCCAUCGCAUCCAGGAGGUCGUGCAGGACACCGGGCAUUGCGCAUGGUACAAUGCCCCCAAGAGAGUUUGGAUCCUCGGCGGCACGAUGGCCAUGGACGUGCUGAAGUGGAUGGUGCAGGUGGUCUGCCAGCGCGACCUCUCGGACUACGUCGUGCGCUGGGACACCACAGAGUCCCAAGUGGACCUGGACGUCGACGCCGCCUGGGGCUUCAGCAACGAGACCUUCCGCACCAGCGUGGCGAACGCCAUGAAGAGCUUCUUGGGUGUGCACAGCACGGACUGGGAGCUGGACGGCGACAAGACCCGCCGCUACCUGAACUUCCAGGGCCGCCUCUUCGACCGGGGAUCGAUGGACUUCAUCGACAUGCACCCGGACCACUGCAUCACGCGCUCGACCGACUGGGCGCAUGAGUGGCCUGCAUGGUGGGGCUCGGACGCCCAGGAUCGGCUGGAGGCUGCCCUCCGCGAGGUCAGGAAGCAGCACGACGCCUUCAGAGCGUCGAAGCAGAGUGGGCCGUGCGACCUGGAUGAGAAGGCCUGCGAGAUGCUUGAGCUUGCAGCUUGCGCCAUCCGCGAGCUCGCCGUGCUGCACAGGUGGACGGAGAAUGAUUGGGGCGCCACCGUCCUGGAGCUGGAGCUGAUCGCCAAGGGCGUGUUUGCAAUGCCCCAGGCAGCGGGGAUGUGGCUUCGCGGAGUCGGAAGGAACGGGAAGGACACCCUGGCGAACAUCAUGGAGUGCAUCCUCGGCUCCUACUCCUGCUCGAUCGACUUCGACUCCCUGCUGCGCGUGGCGGACCCCAACAAGCCGAGCCCGGUGUGGGCGAUGUGUCGCGCGAGGAGAUUCGUGGCGAUUCGCGAGGUCGACGGCGUGGAGCAGAUCCGGCUUCAGGUGUAUAAGCGGAUGACGGACCCCAACAGUCAGAUGAUGGGGCGUGACCUCUACGAAAAACUUGUGAGGUACAAACCUCAAUUUGUGGCCUUUUUCGCCAGCAACCAUGCGCCGCCGUUGACGUCGGAGUUCUCGGUGAAGGAGCGCUCGUACAUCAUCGAGCACGUCUCCGUCUUCAAGGACGUCCCCACCGAGUCCAACGAGCGCAAGUGGGAGCCGAUCGAAGACACCCUCCAGCGCGACCGCCCCUCGUACUUCGCCAUCCUGUUCCUGAUCUACAAGCACCUCCUGCAUGGUGUGAAGAUGCGCUCGAUCGGCCCCGUCCCGACUUCCUCCCACAACCUCUCCGUGAUGGAGCUGAAGGAUGCCACGAAGGAGCUGGUGAGGAAGUUCAUCAAGGAGAGAUUGAUCAAGGCGCAGGGCACGGCAAAGGCCACAGUCCGGGAUGAGAUCUACGAAGAGCUGUCGGAGGUGCUGAACAACAGCCCGGAGAUCCUGGCGGAUGCGCACCAGAAGCGGCGAAAGCUGAACCCCGCGGACCUCUUGAAGGCUGAAGGGUUCGUUGAGAAGAGAGGCAAGGGUCCUGCGGACAGCAAGGGCAAGCGGCCGAACGUGAACCUGAUCUACUACCGCUUCGCGGACUCGAACGGCGUGAAGGCGCUCGACGACAGCCCGGCGCACCUGCUCCCGGCCAGCGCUGCAAGGACGAGUGUCAUCGCAUCGGCGCUUGGCGCCGUGAGACUGAGAGUGGUUUCGCGCUCGUUUUGUCAGCGGCUCUUUGUUACCUGGGACCGGGGGUCCGUCCGAGAGGUCGCGGUCGUGCCGCGAUUCGAUUCCGAUGGCGAGGCCGCGCAGGAGUACUCGUCUCGUCAUGUUUCGAAGCAGCUACUCCCGAUCAGGCGGCGCCGGCCCGGCCUGAGACAGCUGAGACAGCUGAGACAAGAGGCCAAAUAG
Messenger RNA from Symbiodinium sp. CCMP2592, 4575 nucleotides. NCBI's taxonomy places the organism in Eukaryota, Dinophyceae, Suessiales, Symbiodiniaceae. The record is from the annotation of a GenBank genome assembly.